Molecule: messenger RNA, 2577 nt
Organism: Aspergillus saccharolyticus JOP 1030-1
Lineage: Eukaryota; Fungi; Ascomycota; Eurotiomycetes; Eurotiales; Aspergillaceae
Product: coronin
Exons: 9
Coding region: 356-2173 (605 amino acids)
Biological process (GO): actin filament organization
Molecular function (GO): actin filament binding
Source: RefSeq, a predicted model, not a curated record
GAUAGGCAUUAAGUAGUCAAUCAAUUGCUCUUAUGAUGGCUUGGGUCGUCUACCUCUCCCAUUUUCAAUAAACCCCCUCUCCAUAUUACUUCUCUUGGGUUCAUUCACUGGCUCAGGACCCGUCAAAUCUCACUAUCUACUCCGUUCUGGCCCGCCCGCAGCGGGUUUCCACUUGUUCCCUUGUUUCUAGCCGCUGCUGUUCUUGCGUUGCUUGCAGACCGACCCAACAUCCACUCCUCUCACUCUCCCUCCGCCAUUGUCUCUUGUUUCCGUCAUUGCCUUGCUUCCUUUUUCUUUUCUACUUCCUUCCCACCCCUUUCUUAAUAAUCUAAUUGAGAUUUGACACACCAGCAUCAUGUCUGGUCGUUUCGUGCGCUCGUCCAAGUACCGACACGUCUUCGGACGGCCGACGAGAAAGGAGCAAUGCUAUGAUAAUCUCCGUGUUUCCAGAAAUGCCUGGGAUACCAACCUCGUCAAGGUUAACCCCAAGUACCUCUCCGUGAACUGGGAGGCCGGUGGCGGUGGUGCUUUUGCUGUCAUUCCAUUGGAGGAGCGGGGCAAGCUGCCGGAGCGCAUGCCCCUGUUCCGUGGGCACACUGCUGUUGUUUUGGAUACCGACUGGAACCCCUUCAACGAUGAUCUCAUUGCGUCCGGUUCCGACGACGGAAGGGUUCUGCUCUGGCGUGUACCAGAAGGCUUCACCCUCUCCCCGGAUGUUGACCCCGAUGAGAUCCAAGAUGUAGCUCCUGUUGGGAAGCUUUCCGGCCACCCCAAGAAGGUCGGACACGUUCUGUUCAACCCGGCGGCCGAGAACAUCCUGGCUACGGCUUCAGGCGAUUACACUGUGAAGAUCUGGGAUAUCGAGGCUGGUGCGCCUAAGUUGACCCUGAACCUGGGCGAUAUUGUGCAAUCGCAGUCCUGGAGCGCGAAUGGUUCUCUCCUGGUUACGACUUCCCGAGACAAGAAGCUGCGCAUCUGGGAUGUACGUCAGGAGCGUCCUGCGCACGAGACGCAAGGACACUCGGGAGCCAAGAACAGUCGCUCUGUCUGGCUGGGUGAGCGCGACCGGAUCGCGACCACCGGUUUCUCAAAGAUGAGUGACCGCCAGCUGGCGCUGUGGGAUAUUCGCGCUCCUCGCGAGCCUAUCAACGGGUUCAAGACUCUUGAUUCCAUUUCCGGUGUCUGCAUGCCCUUCUGGGAUGAGGGCACUCAGUGUCUGUACCUGGCUGGUAGAGGUGAUGGUAACAUCCGUUACUUCGAGCUGGAGAACGACAAGUUCGAAUACCUUGCUGAGUACAAGUCUGCCGAUCCCCAGCGCGGCAUUGCUUUCAUGCCCAAGCGCGGUGUGAACACCCACGAGAAUGAAGUCACCCGUGCCUUCAAGACUGUCAACGACACCUACAUCGAGCCUGUCUCUUUCAUCGUCCCCCGCCGUGCCGAAACUUUCCAGGACGACAUCUAUCCCCCCACCAUUGGGGUGAAGCCUGCCAUGGGCCCCGACGAGUGGUUUGGCGGCAAGGAGGCCAUUCCGCCCAAGAUUUCCAUGGCCAACCUCUACGAGGGCGAGGGACUGAAAGAAGUGACUGGCGUGCAAGACAAGCCCACCUCAUCUCUGGACAGUCCGACUCCCGCUGCUCCCAAGGCUGAAGAGCCCGCCCCUGUAAAGAAGGCGGCGGAACCUGCCCCGGAGCCCACCCCUGUAGCCAGACCCAAUGCCUCGAUGAAGGACCAGGGUGCUUCCAUGGCUGCCAUGGUCAACAAGUUCGCCGACGAGGAGGAGGAAGAGGCCGAGCCCGAGGAGCCGUCCGCGUUCGACGAGGCCCCCAAAUCCGUCGAGCGUGCCGCGCGCACCCCCGAAGCUGCCUCUCCCACAAUCAAGGCCAGUCCAUGGCACCAGAAGGAAGAGGAGGCUAAGACGCAACCCACUUCCUCCAAGGCCUCCCCUGCCCCCGAAAACCCCCGCACUGCCACCCCUCCCGUCGCAGCAGCAGCGACCGCCUCUCCCACGCCCAACAUCUCCACUAGCGCCGCCAACGCCGCCGAUGCCGUGCAGCGCGAAAUCGGCGCCAUCAAGGAACUCAUCGCCGAGCAAACUAAGACCAUCGCCUCCCAGGCUCAACAGAUGCAGAGCCUGACCGCGGAGAUCGAGUCUCUCAAGGCUAAGCUGGGCUAAGCCUUAUCCUUCCUCCUCCAGCGCCCCUUUUACCUCUACCUCUUCAUAAUCCAUCCGCCCGCCUACAGACUCUGAUAGUAACCCUCUCAGUAUGAUGACUUUCUUUUUACUUCCUCAAACAAACCUCGUUCCUGGCCGCCCUGGCCAACCGGACUCUGAUGUACUGUAUCGUGUCUCCUGCAAUGUAACUACUCCUUUUUUGGUGUGUGUGUGUGUGUUCCUUGGGUUUCGACUCAAUUCCGAUAUAAAGACAUUCAUGACUGAACAGACUCAUCUCCCCCUACUUGAAUAGAAUAGUGCAUUGUUGUUGUCAACCGAUAAAUUAGCGAGAGCACGGUCCGUUGAUCGUCUGGGUGCAUGUUCGUCUGCAUGGUUCCUAUGGAACUUACUACCCAUGUGAAAUG